GGGGCCGGGCUUACCAUGGCGGAGGAGGCGGAGUUCUGCUUCUCGGCGCUCUAUAUAAGCAGCCAGUGGCCGCGGCUGCGCCGUGAAACUGACCUUCAGUGUGUCGGCUUCAGCGACAUGGCGCCCUCCAGGAAGUUCUUCGUCGGGGGAAACUGGAAGAUGAAUGGGAGGAAGAACACUCUGGCGGAACUCAUCUGCAAUCUGAACGCCGCCAAGUUGCCGGCCAACACAGAGGUGGUUUGUGCACCCCCCACCGCCUACAUUGACUUCACCAGGCAGAAGCUGGAUCCCAAGAUCGCUGUGGCUGCCCAGAACUGCUACAAAGUGCCUAACGGGGCUUUUACUGGAGAGAUCAGCCCCUGCAUGAUCAAAGACUGCGGAGCCACCUGGGUAGUCCUGGGGCACUCGGAGAGAAGGCACGUCUUUGGGGAGUCCGAUGAGCUGAUUGGGCAGAAAGUGGCCCAUGCCCUGGAUAAAGGACUUGGAGUGAUCGCCUGCAUCGGGGAGAAGCUAGAUGAGAGGGAAGCUGGUAUCACUGAGAAGGUCGUUUUUGAACAAACCAAGGUCAUCGCAGAUAACGUGAAGGACUGGAGCAAGGUUGUUCUGGCCUAUGAACCUGUGUGGGCCAUCGGCACAGGGAAGACUGCGACACCCCAACAGGCCCAGGAAGUACACGAAAAGCUCCGGGAAUGGCUUAAGUCCAAUGUCUCUGAUGAAGUGGCUCAGUGCACCCGCAUCAUUUAUGGGGGUUCUGUGACCGCGGCAAACUGCAAGGAGCUGGCCUGUCAGCCUGACGUAGAUGGCUUCCUCGUGGGGGGCGCAUCCCUCAAGCCUGAAUUCAUAGAGAUCAUCAAUGCCAAACAAUAAGGCCCAAAUCCAUCUCCCUGCCCUUCCUGCUAUGCCAAGGACUGUAAAGCUCAGAAGUCCAAUAACUGCCCCUCAUUACCCCCACCCCCACACAUACUUCUGAUGGAAUCAUCUGCUCCCUGUGGCCUAAUCCACACUGUAGCUCUCCUUUAUCAUGUACACCUGUAAUGGUUGGGACUAGCCCUUCUCUACUUACUAUAAUAAUUGGAACAAAGCACGUCACCAAGAUGGCUUCUCCUUGGCCGAGAGGCAGAAGGGUGGGGUUUGCUCGUGAGCCCCAGUCCCCACUGAAGGCAGGAGAGAGAAGCCAUCCUCCUCUCCCAUCUCGUACAUGAGGCCGAGGGCUGGAAAGAGCCCUGUCCUCGCCGGUGCCAUUAGCUGUGUGUUGUGUAUGUGAGCAGUCCCACCUGGGGGUGGGAAUAAACAUCUGGCAUUAA
Molecule: messenger RNA, 1304 nt
Organism: Pipistrellus kuhlii (Kuhl's pipistrelle)
Lineage: Eukaryota; Metazoa; Chordata; Mammalia; Chiroptera; Vespertilionidae
Gene: TPI1
Product: triosephosphate isomerase 1
Exons: 7
Coding region: 16-867 (283 amino acids)
Biological process (GO): glycolytic process; gluconeogenesis; glyceraldehyde-3-phosphate biosynthetic process
Cellular component (GO): cytosol
Molecular function (GO): triose-phosphate isomerase activity
Source: RefSeq, a predicted model, not a curated record